Messenger RNA from Ceratotherium simum simum (southern white rhinoceros), 1989 nucleotides. NCBI's taxonomy places the organism in Eukaryota, Metazoa, Chordata, Mammalia, Perissodactyla, Rhinocerotidae. The record is from RefSeq and is a predicted model, not a curated record.
GGGCAGUCCCGGGGGCCGCUCCGGGCGAUCGCGCAGAUGGCGGCGCUGGCGGCGCUGGCCAAGAAGGUGUGGAGCGCGCGGCGGCUGCUGGUGCUGCUCUUCGCGCCGCUCGCGCUGCUGCCGGUGGUCUUCGCCCUCCCGCCCAAGGAGGGCCGCUGCCUGUUUGUCAUCCUGCUCAUGGCGGUGUACUGGUGCACGGAGGCCCUGCCCCUCUCGGUGACGUCCCUGCUGCCCAUCAUCCUCUUCCCCUUCUUGGGUAUCCUGCCCUCCAGCAAGGUCUGCCCCCAGUACUUCUUGGACACCAACUUCCUCUUCCUCAGCGGUCUGAUUAUGGCCACGGCCAUCGAGGAGUGGAACCUGCACCGGAGAAUAGCCCUCAAGGUCCUGAUGUUCGUUGGGGUCCAGCCGGCCAGGCUCAUCCUGGGAAUGAUGGUGACCACCUCCUUCCUGUCCAUGUGGCUGAGCAACACUGCCUCCACCGCCAUGAUGCUGCCCAUCGCCAGCGCCAUCCUGAAGAGUCUCUUUGGCCACAGGGAGACUCGGAAGGACCUCAGCAGGGAGAGCGAAGAGAACGCAGCUGCUGUGCGGAGAAACGGCCUGCCCACUGUGCCCACGGAGAUGCAAUUUCUUGCCAGCACAGAAGAACCCCAGAUCAUGUCUUCGUUGCCAUCUGGAGAAGGGGCCUCUCAUGUAGUAAUUAAAGCCAGAAGCAAAGACUGCCCUGAGGAGGCGGAGGCUCCACUGGAUCUUCUGGCGGACUCCAAGAAGGAGGAGGACUAUCGCAGAAACAUCUGGAAGGGCUUCCUCAUCUCCAUCCCCUACUCCGCCAGCAUCGGAGGCACUGCCACCCUCACGGGCACGGCCCCCAACCUCAUCCUGCUUGGGCAGCUCAAGAGUUUCUUCCCGCAGUGUGACGUGGUGAAUUUCGGCUCCUGGUUCAUCUUUGCCUUCCCUCUCAUGCUGCUGUUCCUGUUGGUGGGCUGGCUCUGGAUCUCCUUCCUGUAUGGGGGACUGACCCUGAGGGCCUGGAGGAAGAAGAAAUCUGAGAUCAGCACUGACGCAGAAGACAGGGCUCAUGCUGUGAUUCGGGAGGAAUUCCAGAACCUGGGGCCCACCAAGUUCGCCGAACAGGCUGUUUUCAUCCUCUUCUGCAUGUUCGCCAUCCUCCUCUUCUCCCGGGACCCGAAGUUCAUCCCUGGCUGGGCCAGCCUCUUCACCCCUGGGUUUCUUUCUGAUGCUGUCACCGGCGUGACCAUUGUCACCAUCUUGUUCUUCUUCCCGUCCCAAAGGCCCUCUCUCAAGUGGUGGUUCGACUUUAAAGCUCCCAACACAGAGACAGAGCCCUUGCUGACGUGGAAGAAGGCCCAGGACACAGUGCCCUGGAACGUCAUCCUGCUCCUGGGAGGGGGCUUCGCCAUGGCCAAAGGCUGCGAGGAGUCGGGGCUGUCCACGUGGAUCGGCGGGCAGCUGCACCCCCUGGAGAACGUGCCGCCCGUGCUGGCCGUGCUGCUCAUCACCGUGGUCAUCUCCUUCUUCACCGAGUUUGCCAGCAACACGGCCACCAUCAUCAUCUUCCUGCCCGUCCUGGCGGAGCUGGCCAUCCGUCUGCGAGUGCACCCCCUGUAUCUGAUGAUUCCUGGCACCGUCGGCUGCUCCUACGCCUUCAUGCUGCCGGUCUCCACGCCCCCCAACUCCAUCGCCUUCGCCUCCGGACACUUGCUGGUCAAAGACAUGGUGCGAACAGGCCUCCUGAUGAACCUGAUGGGCGUCCUGCUGCUCAGCUUGGCCAUGAACACGUGGGCACAGACCAUCUUCCAGCUGGGCACCUUUCCGGACUGGGCCGACAUCCACUCAGUCAAUGUCACAGCAGUGCCAUCCACCUUGGCCAAUGACACAUUUCGGACCCUCUGAGUCCCCCUUGGGGACUCUCUUUGGGCUGGGCCCUCCCAAAAGGCUUUCGCCAUCACCUGCUGCUAAGACCCUACAGGA